AUGCCAUUAUCCAAUGCAAUAGCGAUUCGAAGUGACAAGCACGCCAAGUACUGGUUCAAUGAUGGUUCCGUCAUCGUCACCAUCCAUCGGACACUCAGCGAUCGUGCCCAGGAGGAAGCCACAGUUCUAUUCAAACUGCAUUCGAGCCUGCUCGCUCGACAUUCGACAUACUUUGGUCGUGUUCUCAAAGGUUCGGGUAUAGACGAAGGAGAGCCGCUCGUGUCGGAUAAUUCGCGAAUAUCAAGGGUGACAGUCCCACCUGGACUUGGCGUACGGGUGGAAGAAUUUGUGUCAUUGCUGGAACAUUUAUACCAUGAUACGUCGCUUCGAUCCUCCGCGUGUCCUCCCCCAUCUCAGCUCGACUUCCCCGACUUACACGCUCUCGUCCGAAGCUACUUAGAAGCGAUGUUUCCAAGUGGUCCUUUUCCAUUUACGCAUCCCAAUCAUCUCGAGGAGGCAUUGGCACUGACGACGGCGUAUGACAUCAGAUCGAUCCGAAAGGGCAUAUAUUACAGCCUCGUCACGACAACCGACUUCGAAACAGAAGAGGUAGAGGUGCGAUCUUUUCCCACAACGCCACACAUGGCAUGCACGGACGUGUUUGCCGAUCAAUGGAUGUCACUUGUCAUCCCCUCCGCGAUCUCAGAUGGUGGGGUGUACAAACCUCUCGAGACCCUGGAAUCCAUAAAGCAACUCGACUGGGCAGCUGAGGGAUUAUGUCCUGCAUGUGUGCGGGAGAAAAGGGAAGAGUGGACAGAGGAGCAGGCUGUAGUGUGGGAGAAGCUCCUGGUAGAACCAUUCCACAGACGCUACUGUUUCGAGUAG
This is a messenger RNA of Pisolithus orientalis, 825 nucleotides long. RefSeq lists its product as uncharacterized. NCBI's taxonomy places the organism in Eukaryota, Fungi, Basidiomycota, Agaricomycetes, Boletales, Pisolithaceae. The record is from RefSeq and is a predicted model, not a curated record. The coding region runs from base 1 to 825 and encodes 274 amino acids. The transcript is spliced from 6 exons.